GCUCCGGUGGCGAGUCCCGAGGGCACGAGCACGGUCAGCGUUCCGGGAGCAGCGAGGGGAGGAGGCGGCCCUGAACUCCCCGGCUCCCGAGAGGGGCAAGGCCGUGCGGCUCUCCGGGCGUGGGUCCGCCGGCAGCCGGCCGCCACCAGGCGCGCGCGCCAGAGGAUUGGCCGCGCCGGCGCCCGAAGACGUGCCCCUGGCUCGGCCCUGCCAGCCUUGCGCGGCUCUCCUGGUCCUCUGCAGCCGAGCGGCGGUUGGGUUGAUUUCCACAAAUGCAGAACAAAAAGGAUUUGUAAAUCAGAAUCUCAGUCCAGCAAAAGGUAAUCUUUCAUUUGUUGCAUUUCCAGUUUCCAGCACCAACUCACCAACAAAGAUUUUACCAAAAACUCUAGGACCAAUAAAUGUGAAUGUUGGACCCCAAAUGAUUAUAAGCACACCACAGAGACUAGCCAGUUCAGGAAGUGUUCUGAUUGGGCAUCCAUACACCCCUGCCCCAGCCAUGGUCACUCAGACACACAUCACUGAAGCUACUGGCUGGGUCCCCAGUGAUAGGAAACGGGCUAGAGAAUUUAUCGACUCUGAUUUUUCAGAAAGUAAACGGAGCAAAAAAGGAGAUAAAAAUGGAAAAGGCUUGAGACAUUUUUCUAUGAAAGUAUGCGAGAAAGUUCAGCGGAAAGGUACCACGUCAUACAAUGAGGUAGCUGACGAACUGGUGUCAGAGUUCACCAACUCAGAUAACCAUUGGGCAGCUGAUUCGCAGGCUUAUGAUCAGAAAAACAUCAGGCGAAGAGUGUACGAUGCUUUAAAUGUAUUAAUGGCAAUGAACAUCAUUUCAAAAGAAAAAAAAGAGAUCAAGUGGCUUGGCCUGCCCACCAACUCUGCCCAGGAGUGCCAGAACCUGGAGAUAGAGAAGCAGAGACGGAUAGAACGCAUCAAGCAGAAGCGGGCCCAGCUGCAAGAGCUGCUCCUCCAGCAAAUCGCUUUCAAAAACCUGGUGCAAAGAAAUCGGCGCAAUGAACAACAGAACCAGGGCCCUCCGGCUCAGAAUUCCACCAUUCAGCUGCCAUUCAUAAUCAUCAACACAAGCCGGAAGACCGUCAUAGACUGCAGCAUCUCCAGUGACAAGUUUGAAUACCUCUUUAAUUUUGACAACGCCUUUGAGAUUCACGAUGACAUAGAAGUGCUGAAGCGCAUGGGCCUGUCCUUUGGCCUGGAGUCCGGCAAAUGCUCCCUGGAGGACCUGAAACUUGCGAAAUCUCUGGUGCCAAAGGCUCUAGAAGGCUAUGUCACAGACAUCUCCACAGGCCCUUCUUGGGUAAAUCGAGGACUGCUGCUGAACUCCACCCAGUCUGUGUCCACUUUAGACCUGACCCCUGGGGCCACCUUACCACAGUCAAGUGUGAGCCAGGUCUUGUGCUUGGACGCCGAAGUGGCCUUGGCAACUGGGCAGCUGCUCGGCCCCCACAGUCACCAGUCCAGCAGCGCUGCCUCCCACUGCUCCGAGUCCCGAGGGGAGACCCCCUGCUCAUUCAAUGAUGAUGAUGAUGAAGACGACGAGGAAGACUCCUCCUCGCCCGAAUAAAGGCAGAAGAGCCUGAGCUUUCACCUGCGACGCUCCUGUGUGUGUUUUUAGUGCGAACUCUUAUUUUUGAGAUGACUGCUGCAGCCUUUGGCUUGGCACCGUGUGUGCGGCUACAGCUCAAGAAACACAAUAAGCGAAUCACACCGAGGCCAGGAUGAUGGAACAGCGUUGACUGGCAGCUAGAUCUGCAACCCACAGCCCAAAGCGGUGGCUGCCUGCGCAGGCAGGGCACCGGUGCAGGGGCAGACCCUGCAGAACUGGCUGGUGUAGUGAGCACCUCACUUCCGGGAGGGACUUUUUUUAUGCCCCCUCUCCGACCCCUGGCCUUGGGAAUCAUUCUCCAAGCUGAGCUUGCUCCUGGGAGCCAUUGCUGCCACCUCUUUUGUUUUUUUCGCUUCUUUCUCCAUGGCCCACCCACGGCAGGAGGGCUGGGGGUGUUUCCGGCUGGGGUGCAGACAACAGUCCCCCGUGGCCUCAGGCACACAGGUUUGACUACUGGGCUGGGGAGAAUCUUGUUGAGGUGCUUCGUGCCUCUGCAGCCUUAGAACAGCUUCUAGAACAGAGUGUGUGCUGCUACUUCAGUGCUUAAGUGACAUUUAGCAUAAUUUAUAGUGGAAGCAGUUGACCAUGAUUAGCCAAUGCGUUGGUGCGUAGAGUUGAACUAGGGCUACUUCUGCAGCCAAAAUAGGACUAGCGUCUCCACGUGUGUUACGUACUGCCAGACGGCCUUCCGCCAGCGUUCUGAAGCCAGAGUUUGCCGCGGCGAGAAGCCCUCUCUGUGGUUUUCAGUCAGAGCUCUUCCGCUCCUACAAAUGCUUCGUUUAAGACAAAACUAAAGAAACACGUCCGUGAGCGGAUCGCUUGCCUGUAGUCCCCUGCAGUAACUGUGAGGUUUCAGCCAGUGUGCAGUUUGUGAGAAUGAACCAAAUGUCAUUACCUUUGUCUUAAAGUCAAUUUCCAGAAUA
This is a messenger RNA of Ochotona princeps (American pika), 2547 nucleotides long. It is a transcript of the gene TFDP2, whose product is annotated as transcription factor Dp-2. Gene Ontology annotation, biological process: regulation of transcription by RNA polymerase II; regulation of cell cycle. The record is from RefSeq and is a predicted model, not a curated record. Gene Ontology annotation, molecular function: RNA polymerase II transcription regulatory region sequence-specific DNA binding; DNA-binding transcription factor activity, RNA polymerase II-specific. The transcript is spliced from 12 exons. Lineage: Eukaryota; Metazoa; Chordata; Mammalia; Lagomorpha; Ochotonidae. Bases 422 to 1582 code for a protein of 386 amino acids. Gene Ontology annotation, cellular component: nucleus; transcription regulator complex.